This is a messenger RNA of Bombus terrestris (buff-tailed bumblebee), 4249 nucleotides long. RefSeq lists its product as uncharacterized. The record is from RefSeq and is a predicted model, not a curated record. Gene Ontology annotation, biological process: regulation of post-transcriptional gene silencing. Bases 86 to 3664 code for a protein of 1192 amino acids. The transcript has 9 exons. Lineage: Eukaryota; Metazoa; Arthropoda; Insecta; Hymenoptera; Apidae.
CAUUACCGUGAUAGAGAGUACCGGAUCACUGGCUGAAUUGAAUGACAAUUAAUAUAUAGGACAAUUAUUGAAAUAUUACGUCUACAUGAUGGAUGAAAUAGAAUAUAAAUUAGAAUCGACGAAUCCUGUAUUAAUAUCGCACGCAACGUCGAAACUUUUCGAAUCCAUUAAGAAAAAGAAAUGCGAUCGACAAACGGACCAUAUUUCCAAGAUACCCGAGUUUAAGUUGCUAUUAACAAAACGAGAUAGUACAAAUGUCACGCUCAGCAUAUCUGCCUGUCAAGCCCUAACUGCUCUGGUUGAAAAUGGAUUAUGGGACAUUAACGAGGCUCUAGCUACUUUCAUCUCCAGUAUCUCUUCUAUAAAAAAUUAUAUGGUUGCUACUACAACCAUAAGCCAUUUACUAAUAUUAGAUUUAAAACGCGAUACAGCAAAAGAAAAUAUAUAUCCGUUUACAUUACAUAUGCCACAACACCCUUUUAUUACCAUUUUAACUCAAGAUAAACAUAGCUGGCAGACUAUAUUAAGUCAGAUGACAUUUAUUCUGAAUCAUCAGGAUGUUCGAAUUAGAGAAAAUGGCGUGAAAAUGUUACGACCAGUAUUUUUGUAUGUUUUAUGCAAUCCUUCAUCAGAUUCGUUGGAUUACUGUAUGCAACAAAUUUGGCAAUUGUUAAUUAGAUCGAGACACAGUACAUAUGUACAGACAGAAAUUUUACUUUGGAUGUGCACAGCGGAAAUCCAUUGUUGUAUAAAUACAAACUAUAGAAUCUUAGAGCUUGCAGAAAAAGCUGCAUCAGAAGGAAACAGAGAAUAUUGUACAGCUUUGUUGCCGAUGAUUGUAUCCUUAGUUAUACAAUUACUAAAGCAAGGUUCUGAUCCAACACCAAAUUUUCAUGUUAUGUUGUUUAUCAUAGACCACUGUGAUAACUAUAUUGGGAAUCUUGUGCUAACAUUAAUGGCAGAAGUAAUUACUUUAUGUCCAGCUAUUUAUUUGUAUACUACUUUGCAAAUAUGUACGAUGAUAGCAAAGAAAAUGUCUUACAAUGAUAUAUUUUUCUACACUUUGAUAGCAUCUAUUCUAAAAUGGAUUGCAUAUCCAUCCGUAUUGUGUUCUGAGGCACUAGACAUGGCGAGAGAUUUAGCCAGCGAGAUGUUUACAAGAACGAAAUUAACGUGCAAUAAUGAAACGAUAUUCUCAAAUAAAUUUUUUACAGUGUUUACUAAUUCCGACCCAUACAUACAAUUCUACACGGAGCUGGUGCAUUGCUUGAAUAUCUGGAACCAAAAUGAUAUUCUAUCAUGGUUGAACAACGUAUCAUGUGUACCAACUUACUUAAAAGAUAAAUGUAAACUAUUGAUAUCUGGUCUCCUUCUACAGUCAAACGAGCCACAAAUAGUUCAACUGUGCUGUAAUAUACUCGUUGAUGUUAGCAGAGAAAGGACAAAUUUUGGAUCGCACGUGCUCUCAUUGGUAUUGCAUAAAUUAACCAAAUGUAAAAGCAGUAUAGAAUCAAAAUGUUUGUUACUGGUAAUGCCUGAGCUUAUGAUUACGAAAGAAAAUGUCCCAAUCGUUAAUCAUACCUUGAACGGGUUGUUAAACGGUGACAAGCAACUGAAAUAUUUUAUAAUCGAAUUAUAUUUGAAAGCAUUGAAAAAAGAACCGAGAUGUUACAGAUUUCUCUUUGCCGCAAUAAUCAAAGUAAUGGAAAGCGAUCUCUCCUGGUAUUCGGAUGCAACUUGUGCAAGAGCUAUGAAAUAUAUUUGUGAAAAUUAUCCUGAACAUGGGGAAAAAUUGGUACCAUUGAUAUUACAGAUAUUAAAUCGUUCGACGGAUACGAACGGCGGAACCGCAAGCGCACUCGCGCUUGGAUGUAUUUCUGCUCUUUACAAAGCAUCCGUAAUAGACAUUUGUUCGACAUGGAGAGUGCUAUCCCCAAAAAUGGAAAAAGAAAAGCGGUCUAUUGUUUUAGAAAGCUUGUGCGAACUACUUGCUGAUGUUGCAUUCUAUGCACCUUCUCAAUGCCUCGAAGAACACGACCAUCAAUUAAUCGACGAUAUCGUAUCGAAGUUGUGGAAAUACACGACAUGUAAUGAUGUAAAGGUAAUCAAAGCUGCGCUUAAAGCUCUAGCUUCGUACCGUCUCGAACAAUUAUCCUUGAAAAUAUUACCAGUAGAAUUUAGAUAUAAUCUCGUACUACCAGCUACGUAUGCGAAAAUUCCAACCGACACGGUAAAAAAGCCAGAGGACGUGCUUCCGUAUAUACCUGGUAUUUGUUGGAUCCAAAUGCUUCAAAAUAUAAAUAAAAUGACUUUGUCAGCAGCCGGAAACCUUUUAAUUUCCUUCGUGAUAGAAGAAGUAAAUAGCUUCCGAUCCGGCAUGUACAACUGGCCUCAAGGGGAGCCGCAAAAUUUUAAAUAUUUACCAGACAAAAGCGUAAUCAGAGCGGUCGGUGAAUAUUUGAGGAAAACUAAUAAGUUUGAUUCGAAUAAUCAUUGUAUUGUUACGGAAUGCCUACGAAUAUUCGCUCAUAAAUAUCCGAAACCAUUACCUAAUGUAAAUUGGAGUUUUUUGAAGGAUACUUUUCACCUAUCAGCCGAAGCAAAGCAAUAUACUCUUUCUAUCGCGUGUCAUCAUGCGACGGUAUCUUUAUCUGCUAAAUCUUUUAUAGAAGAUUAUCUAUUGACGUAUAAAUCUGUAAACGAUGCAGAAGAUUUCAUUUGGAAAGACAAUGAACACCCGAUAUUGUAUUCAAAUCUCGAGUACUUGUGUCAAGCUGUACAACCAAAUAUCAUUAAACGGUUCUUAGAAACUACUUUAGAAUGUGCAAUUAAAAAAAUGAACGAAGAUUCGAUACAACCGUUUCAUUGUAUCAUGUAUUCAUAUGCUCAGGCAUUAAGAAAUCCAGAAAUAUGCCAUGCUAACUCUACACUGCUUUCUACCAUGCUGGAAGAACUUUUGGACAAAAUAGAUUUAACGUGCGACCGUUUCUACCCUUGUUUCACGGCAGCUUUGGAAUUACCAGUGGAGCAUUUAGAAAGAACUACAUCUCCUAAAACGUGGUGGGAAUCAAUGGCCAGUAAAUUAAAGAAUGCGAUCGCGAUUAGAGCCGAAUUGUCUUUAAAAAAGUCAAAUUCCGAAGCCUCCUUAAAGUGGUUGAACGAAAUCAUCGGUGAAACUUUCGCUUCUACGUUAAGUGUGCAAACAUAUUUUUUCGAAAUUAUACAAAAACUACAAGCCAAUAUGCAAUUCGAAAGAUCCAGUUCAAAUUGGAUUCUGGAGCUUAUGACACAAGUUCAAGGAUUUUUAAUGGACUCAUCACAAAAUCAUAAUAACAAAAUACAAUUCUAUUGUAAUGUUUUAUUUAUCUCUGUGAUAAGCUUGUCUGGCAUAGACUCCAUUUUAAUGAAACGAGAUCUAGUGAUUAAAUCGGAAAAUGUCAGAAUAAAAUUAUUUCCUCAAGCUCUAACACUUCUUUCCGAUAGAGAGAAUUGGAAACAUGCAAUUCCACAGAUGAUGGAAUGGUUAAAUUAUAUGAGGAUGAAUCAUAUUUCUGAUACAUAUAAAUAUACGUUUCAUCGGGCAUUAAUUUCUUUAAGACAUAAUUCAUAUUAUAAAAAUGUAUGGAGUAAAUAUUUAUCGAUUAAAACGGACAUCGAUAUUUAACCGCAAGUUGGAACAAAAAACAUGUCCGUUACUGCAAAUUUAAGGGGUGCGACUUGGACUAGAUUUCCUACUGCUUGGAUAUGAUUUUAAUAAACGAGCCCUAUGGGAACAUUUAAGGACACCAUGUUUUUGUCUCAUUAUAUUAUAGCACAACAUACUACAAACCUUAAAUUUACAUUCCAUAAUUUAAAAGAAUCAUACUUACGCGUCCAUUAACUUAAGGAAUAAACGGGUAUAUACUUGAUAUUCCUCAUCACCAAAUUCAGUCGGAUCAUGUCGUGCAUGUUCAUAUAAAUCGCAGAACUGAUGAAUUAAUCGUUGUCCACUUCCAUUUAAUGGCGUUGCCAAUAUGGCAAGUAAAUAUGCACGUAAAUUUUCAGAUGGAUGUCUUUUUAAGCAAUUAUCAUAUUUAGUAAUUUCAGCUUCUACAAAAAAGAUUGAAAAUGAGUCUGAACAUAAAGAGUCUGUUUACCAUAAUAAAUAUAAUUAUACCCAAGGUCUUAACAUCAUCUACAGCUUUUAAUCUGUAGUAAUGAGGUGAAACCUGUCCUCGAGGAGUUAAAAUAAAUCUUGGAUCGCUAAUAA